GGGUUGUCAGUUAAAAUUACAUGUACAUAUGUAGAUCUUUUUCAUUUGCGUGGAUUUGCUACAGGUGAAUGGGUUCACCCAGGCGCGGCCUGGCUUGUUUUGAAAAUAGUUGAAAGGAGGCAGCUGGACAAAAAGCGAGGUCAGUGAUGAAGAAUGGGAAAUAAUCCACACAGAUUGCCACACAGUGCAUUGACCAACACUGUGAGCCACAGGUCUCUGCCGGUUUGUCGGCACGUCGAGCAUAUGAGGCAUAGGCCUACACUGACUAUCGAUCAAUAAAGCCAACUACAUCAGUGGCAGUGCCUCAACAGUGUCAUCACAAACUCUCAAGGAGAAACCCCACAAAACAUUUUUCGUGUGCUACCUGUGGGUAUAUUCAGAUACAUGUACAUGUAUAUUCCUGCGUGUCCACUUAGUGCCACUGUUGUUUUUCGUCUUUUAUAAUGGGAGCUCUUGAAGAUUUCUGGUGGUUGUUCCUCGACAUCCGCUGUAUCCUGCUGUGGGCGUUUCUCCUCCUGCUACUUGGCUGGUUCUUUCUGCGAACUGAGAACCUCCCGCCAGGCCCAUGGGGGUUACCACUCAUCGGUUCCAUACCGGCUCUCAUCUGGGAGGUUGGCCGAGGCGUGGAACUCGAAGAAGUCUUGAGGAGGUACGCUGUCAAAUACGGACCCGUGUUCCAUCUGAAGAUCCUUAACAAGACGUUGGUGGUCCUCAAUGACUACACCUCUGUAAAAGAAGCAUUCCAGCAUCCUCAGCUAAACGACAGAACCAAUAUGCAGAUCUAUGUUGAAGGGGUAAAGGGUGAAGGGAUCAUUGCAUCAUCGGGUCAGGUGUGGAUGCAGAGCCGCCGAUUCUGCAUGAACAUUCUCAGGAGCUUCGGAGUGGGUAAAUCCAGCUUCGAAGAGAGAAUCGGCAGAGAGGCCGAGGAACUGAUAAAAGAGAUGUCUGCAUUCGACGGGAAGCCCCUGGACCCCAAGUCUCUCCUCAUGAACGCGGUCGCCAAUGUCAUUUGCUCCGUCAUGUUUGGCAAACGGUAUGAGUACACGGAUGCUGAGUUUAGGAGAUUGCUGUAUUGCAUCAGUCGCAACGCCGAGUUGUUUGGUGCCGGUGGCGUCAUUUUGUUCUUCCCCUCGCUUCGCCACCUCCCGUUCUUCUCGACAGCCGAGCUGAAGGCGAAUUUUGACUUGCUGUUGGAGUUUCUGAAUGAUGCGGUCGACGCCCAUCGCGCUGCCCUUGAUGCCAACAAUCCGAAAGACCUGAUCGACAUGUGCCUUUUAGAGAUCAAGCAGCAUGAAACUCAGAACCAGUCUCCCUCUGUGGCGCCCUCUGGAGACCUUCCCAAUUCGUCUGCGUAUAUUAAGGAGGAAAACCUGCAUAGCAUUAUCUCAGAUAUUUUCCUUGCAGGCUCGGAGACAACGGCCACCACGCUGCAGUGGCUUCUCCUCUAUGUAGCUGUCUACCCCAAGAUUCAGCAGCGAGUUCAGGCCGAGAUCGACGCCGUGGUUGGUCGCGACCGCCUGCCCAGGAUGGCCGACAAACCGGAACUGAACUUCACGCGGGCGGUCAUCUGGGAGGUCCAACGCUUGUGUCCUGUUGUCCCGUUGGGCGUCGCGCAUGCUGCCGCUUCCGAUACCCAGUUCCACGGUUAUACAGUACCAAAAGAAACAGUUCUUGUUUCAAACCUUUUGAUGGUAUUUCAAGAUCCCAAAGUCUGGAGAGAGCCGCAGAAGUUUGACCCCGGGAGAUUCCUGAACGAAGAGGGAAAAGCAAUCAAGGCAGAUGAAUUGAUUCCAUUCAGUGUCGGUAAACGCAGCUGCAUCGGGGAUAACCUGGCGAAGAUGGAGCUAUUCAUCUUCUUCAGCUAUUUCAUGCAUCAGUUUACCGUCAGGAAGCCGGACGACUCGCCCCCGUUGUCUCUAAAGGGAAAUGUUGGUCUAAUCAAUCCGCCUGUGCCAUUCCAAAUCUGUAUAUGUAAGCGCGAGUAGUUCAAAAUAAAGGAAAAAGAGGGCGUUCUAGCAUUGCAACAGUGCAUGUUUCCCUGCAUGACCGUUGUGCAAGUUAAUGCAAAUUUUGACGUACAUGUACAUCGUACAUUUACUGAAUAUGAACAUGUAUUCGUGCAGCGCACUCAAUGUUGAAUGAUAACAUGGUGAACAUCCGAAGAUUAAAGAACAGCACAGAAUCAAUAUUAUAUUGGUUUAUGCGAUACACCUUUUAAACUUCACAGCCAUUUCUGUCCAUUAUCACAGCUAUCAAAAUAUAUGACCAAUGAUCUUGUACACAUGCAACCUUUAUAUUGACUUCAUUGCUAUAAUAUAUCUUCAUAUUAUAUUGAAAACGAAGGCCUUUUCAAACGUUUAUCUAGCGGUUGCGAGGGCUAAGUUUUCCCAAAGACAAGUUGUCUUUUAGGAAGAAAGCGCAUUCGAAACCGUACUGCCACAUAUUGGGCUGGACAGUGAACCGCUAGGAAGUUUUCCGGAAAAAAUUGCCCCCGUUUCGACCCACAACCUGAAUACAACUGAUGUCGUCUCCAGCGAUAUUCAACGCAAAUGUUUAGCGACAUCAAAUCUGCUUCCCUUAAACGCGUUUGCCUGAAGCAUGAACUGGCCUGAAUGGGAUAGCUAGUGGUUAGAAUCAUAACUACGGGUUUGACGGCAGUUGAUGGUGAUAUACAGUUUUACUCUUGAUAUUGGUGCUGCCGUGAUGCGUUAUUCAUGUACCAGUGAUUUAGUCUACCCAUUUUAUUGUGCAUUGAUAAGCCUAUUUAAAAUGAAUACUUGUCAUAGAUGAUAUUUUAUGAAAAAAAAGCAGUAGAUUCACACGGAUGGCUUUAAGUGAUCAAACUCCAAAAAUAAUAUCGACUGACUCAUGAAGUUCGACAACCGGAGGCUAGGCCUGGACCGGCACCACGCCACACACGAGAUGCGCUGAUCACCCAGAAUAAAGGAAUUCCCCUCCAAGGAUUCUGAUGUAAGGGAGUCGGUACACGUACCUAAAUGUGUACACGUAC
This is a messenger RNA of Acanthaster planci (crown-of-thorns starfish), 3010 nucleotides long. Its product is annotated as cytochrome P450 2J4-like. The record is from RefSeq and is a predicted model, not a curated record. Lineage: Eukaryota; Metazoa; Echinodermata; Asteroidea; Valvatida; Acanthasteridae. Gene Ontology annotation, molecular function: iron ion binding; oxidoreductase activity, acting on paired donors, with incorporation or reduction of molecular oxygen; monooxygenase activity.